Molecule: messenger RNA, 1438 nt
Organism: Rhododendron vialii
Lineage: Eukaryota; Viridiplantae; Streptophyta; Magnoliopsida; Ericales; Ericaceae
Product: ethylene response sensor 1-like
Exons: 5
Coding region: 1-1173 (390 amino acids)
Biological process (GO): signal transduction; phosphorylation
Cellular component (GO): endoplasmic reticulum
Molecular function (GO): phosphorelay sensor kinase activity; ethylene receptor activity; ethylene binding
Source: RefSeq, a predicted model, not a curated record
AUGAUUGAGGACUACAUGAAUCCUGUUAUUGUUGUGAAAAGGCUCCGGCCGGUAGGCGAGAGGAAUAAAAAGGCAAUAAACUUCUUUGGUUACCUUGCAUGGACACGGGAACAUCAUGACUACAUAGUUUUUCUCGUGCUCAAUAUACUGUAUUCAUAUAUACAGGUAGCCGUUGCUCUUUCUCAUGCUGCAAUUUUAGAAGAGUCUAUAAGGGCCCGCGAUCAGCUCAUGGAGCAGAAUGUUGCUCUAGAUUUGGCUCAACAAGAAGCAGAGCUGGCUAUCCAUGCUCACAAUGAUUUCCUCGCUGUCAUGAACCAUGAAAUGAGGAUACCCAUGCAUGCAAUCAUCUCCUUAUCUUCACUUCUUUUGGAAACAGAACUAACUCCAGAUCAAAGGGUUAUGAUAGAGACUAUACUCAAGAGUAGCAACCUGCUUGCAACCCUUAUUAACGAUGUGUUAGAUCUUUCUAGGCUUGAAGAUGGUAGCCUAAAAUUAGAUGCUGGGGUGUUCAAUCUUCAUGAAGUUUUCAGACAGGCCAUCAAUUUGAUAAAGCCUAUUGCAUCUGUAAAGAAGUUAUCCUUGACACUUAUUUUGGCCCCAGAUUUACCUGUAUAUGCUAUGGGUGAUGAGAAACGAGUGAUACAAACAAUCAUAAAUAUCGUGGGUAAUGCUGUGAAGUUCAUAAAGAAGGGUUAUGUCUCAGUUGUGGCUUCGAUUGCAAAACAAGAGUCUUUGAGAGACUGGCGAGCUCCUGAGUUUUAUUCUGUGUCAAGUGAUGGCUACUUCUUCUUAAGAGUGCAGGUUAAGGAUUCUGGUUGCGAUAUUCUCCCACAAGAUAUUGCUCUCUAUUUUACUAAAUUUGCUCAGUCUCAAAGUGGAUCAAACCGAAAUAAUAAUGGGGCUGGUCUUGGGCUCGCCAUUUGCGAACGGUUUAUAAAUCUAAUGGGGGGUCACAUUUGGACUGAAAGCGAGGGAUUGGACAAGGGUACAACAGUUUCAUUCCUUGCUAAACUUGGAAUCUCCAACGAUCCCAAUGAAUCAACAAUGCUGGAGGUUGCAGUUGCCGGUAGAACGGAUCAAGGGAGCGCAGAUUGCAUUGGACGUAACCUAUUUGCUAAAGAACUCCAUCGUUAUCAGAGGAGUCUUUAUACUCAAACUAGGUUGACUUUGUAGCAUCAUUUGUCUUGCGUGUUUCAAGGCGGAACUGAUCAGAAGCCAAGAAGUCAUUCCCUGAGAUCGGUAGAACCAAGUUUUCAGUGACAUUUUAUGCACUGGUGUAGGAUAUAUGGCUGGCAAACCCACCCUAUACUAUCCUAAAGAGCUACGCUUGCAUCUCUACUUCGUUCUGAUAUCUUUCAGUAUUCACUUAAACGUAAUCAUUAAUUUCUACGCUCAACAAGACGAAAAGAACGAAAGGCCUAGUAGUGCUUUAACUGUA